UUCCACCCAUCCCAGUUUCGCAGUGACCCAUAUCAGAAGCGUUCCAAUGAAAGUCUGCCACCUUGUGAGAACAGAAUACAAAUACCGACUGUAAAAAAACAAAACAAAACAAACAACAACUGACAGACAAGUAAUCUAGUCCAGUGGCUCUGGAUUCGGUUCAAGCAUGAAUUGGGUGUGACAGAACAGAGAAAUGGAAAGACAAAUAUGCGAAGCUUUUGACCUACUGUGGAAUUGCAUAUUCAGGAUCCAGGGAGCCUAACUCUGGUCCUGGAGAUCUAUUUGCGCUACAGACUUUAGCAAGGGGAUUAAUAUUAUAGCAUCUGAUUAAACCAGGCGCGCUAUAGAACUAAACUCUCCAGGACUGGAAAAUAAAUACUUACCCCAGAAAAAGGGUCGGAUAUGUAAACUUCAAGACAGACAAGACAUACUGAGGAAAACAAAAAUGGUUUGACAUACGUUUAUAUGACGAAAAGACAAAUCAUGCAUACGGACUCUUACAGCCGACUAAAAUACGACGAAUGUAUAAGAAUAUAUAUACGAAGAAUCUACACGGAAAUGAAAUGAAAACCGACUAUCACACAGUGAGCUAUUUGACGUUGUACGUCCUUUAUCUGGUUAUCCACGUCUUUGUCCACCGAAUCAUCUGGAACCUGCCAAAUAUCCACAAAUAUGGAUCAAGUAAAAGAAGUAAAGAGCCCUUGGGGUACUCUGAAUGUGACGGAGGCCCCCUGCUCCCUGACAGAUGUGAUGAGUGAACAGCUAGCCAAACAACUACAUGAGGAGUGCAAUUCCUUCUCCAGCUGUCCUGAUGUGGACCUAGGCCUGGUUGGCAAACAGCAGGAUGUAGAUACAUCCAGUGACCUGAUGCUGGCACAGAUGCUUCAGAUGGAAUUUGAUAGGGAGUUUGACACACAGCUGCGUCGGGAAGAAAAGAAAUUCAAUGGCGACAGCAAAGUGUCAAUUUCCUUUGAAAACUACCGCAUGGUUCAUCCAUUUGAGGAUAGUGACAGCUCUGAGGAUGAAGUAGACUGGCAAGACACCCGCCAUGACCCUUAUCGCCCUGAAAAGCCAACCACUACACCAAAGAAAGGUUUUGCAGGGAAAGGCAAAAACAUCACCACCAAACACGACGAGGAUGUCUGUGGCCGAAAGAACACUGCACGCAUGGACAAUUUUGCCCCAGAGGUGCAUGUUGGUGAUGGAAUCAGCAUGGAUCUGAAGCUGUCAAAUCAUGUCUACAAUGCUCUGAAGCGCCACUGUCAGACAGAGGAGCGACGCAGUGCGCGACUGCAUGAAAAGAAGGAACACUCGACAGCUGAACAAGCUGUGGAUUCCAGGACCAGACUGCUGAUGUACAAAAUGGUGAAUGUAGGAACCCUGGAGAAUAUUAAUGGCUGCAUCAGCACAGGGAAAGAAUCAGUGGUAUUUCACGCUGAUGGAGGGAGCCUUCAGGAGUUGGUGGUUCCGAAGGAAUGUGUGCUCAAAGUCUUCAAGACCACUUUGAAUGAAUUCAAAAACCGGGACAAAUACAUCAAGGAUGACUAUCGCUUUAAAGACCGCUUCAGCAAGCUGAAUCCUCGCAAGAUCAUCCGUCUGUGGGCUGAGAAGGAGAUGCACAACCUGGUCAGGAUGAAGAAGGCUGGGAUUCCUUGCCCAGAAGUAGUGAUGCUGAAGAAGCACAUCCUAGUGAUGUCCUUUAUUGGUCAGAACCAAGUGCCUGCGCCCAAGCUAAAGGAAGCCGUGCUGAGUUCUGAUGACAUGAAAAAAGCAUACUACCAAGUACUGCAGAUGAUGAAACAGCUGUUUGAGGAGUGCAACUUGGUUCAUGCUGACCUGAGUGAAUAUAAUAUGCUCUGGCAUGAUGGGCAGGUGUGGUUAAUCGAUGUGAGUCAGUCGGUUGAGCCAACUCACCCUCAUGGUCUGGAGUUUCUGUUCCGUGACUGCCGUAAUGUAUCUACAUUCUUCCAGAAAGCUGGAGUGGCAGAGGCGAUGAAUGUGUAUGAACUUUUCAACACUGUAUCUGGACAGCAGGUCAGCAGUGACAGUGAGGCUGAUUUCUUAGCACAGAUCGAAGCACUGGAAAAGAUGAAUGAGGACCAUGUGCAAAAGCGAAGCAAAAAAAUCUUUGCUAGCAAUUGCGACGACGGCCCACCACUGUUAAAUAAUGACGAUGAUUAACAAGAAAAUAAUGGCCAUUUGAGUAACAGAUUGUGGAGAGAAGGGAGGGGUAAAAUAUGGAGAUGCAAGAGUGCAUUGCGCUGUGUUCUCUGCUUACUGGCCUCUCCGGCGACCACCUUAACCUCUGGUGCUGACAGGUUGGCUUUAAAUAGCAAAUGCAAGAUAUAGUAAUGUAACGAGUACAUCAGUACAAGGCACUAUCAUACCCUGUACAACCUGUUAUUGACCAUCAGGACGAUUGGCAAAAGGGGCUAAAACAAAGGGGGACAAAAUGAAUGAACUUGCUACAUUAGAACAUGAGCAGCAGUGGAAUACUGUUCUGCAUUAUUUCGCCAUUACAUAAAUUGACAAUAGUUCAUUUGGACAGAAAUUAUUAAAUGCAAGUCCUCUGAUGCUUGGUGUGUGCUGAACAUGCAUUGUGAUUGAAAUGGGUAGGUUUUUCUGGAAUUACAUUAUUGUGGAGUGAGGUGUUGAUGUACUCUUAACUAGAUUUGACUUCUGAGAUCUAAGACUCCAGAUGGAGAAAAUGAAUAAAAGUGAAAUACAUAAAUGGA
This is a messenger RNA of Electrophorus electricus (electric eel), 2735 nucleotides long. It is a transcript of the gene riok3, whose product is annotated as RIO kinase 3 (yeast). NCBI's taxonomy places the organism in Eukaryota, Metazoa, Chordata, Actinopteri, Gymnotiformes, Gymnotidae. Gene Ontology annotation, molecular function: ATP binding; protein serine/threonine kinase activity. The record is from RefSeq and is a predicted model, not a curated record. Gene Ontology annotation, biological process: protein phosphorylation.